Closterium sp. Naga37s-1 is the source of this 3624-nucleotide messenger RNA. The record is from the annotation of a GenBank genome assembly. Lineage: Eukaryota; Viridiplantae; Streptophyta; Zygnematophyceae; Desmidiales; Closteriaceae.
GUGUACCGAGGGAGGCUCAAGUCGGGGGAGGUGGUGGCGGUGAAACGAGCCAAGGCGGAGCGACGGCAAGACAUGCGCAAGUUCAAGAAGGAGGUGAUGCUGCUGUCUCGAGCGCGCCACAAGCAUCUGGUGCAGCUGCUGGGGUAUUGCCGGGAGGAGCAGGAGCAGCUGCUGGUAUACGAGUUCAUAGGCGGGGGCACCCUCUCUCACAACCUCAAUGCGCCCUGGCGAGCUAGACAAAACAAGCCGCCCCUCAACUGGACCGAGCGGCUGCUGGUGGCGGCAGGGACGGCGCGCGCGCUGGCGUACCUGCAUGAUGACGUCAGCAUGCCAUUCAUCCACCGGGAUGUGAAGCCCGGCAACAUCCUCUUGGAUCGGCACGUGGUGGCGAAGCUGGCAGACUUUGGAACGUCAAGAGCCGUGGACACAUCAUCGUACUCUGCAACCAUUCAGGGCACAGCGGUCCAAGAUUUGCUGGACAAGAAGGGGCUCGCAGGGAUAGUUGACCAAUCCAUGGGCAUUUACGCUGAAAAAGAGGUCACCAGCGUGCUCACCCUGGCCUUCAAAUGCACGGACAUCAAGAACCCUGCCGCCCGGCCGUCCAUGAACCGUGUGUCCGCGCUCGCGACCCAAACCAUCGCGCGUCUUCGCUCGCUCGGCUUCCGAACCUUCGCGUCCGCUCUGGAGAAAACGGACGUUCUCUCCGCACUCCCUUCGACCGUCGCGCGCCCUGGGGGGUUCUCCCUCCUCGUCCCCUCGGACCGCGCGUUCCUUAAUCUCCCGCAAGCCGUACAGAAGCUAUUAAGAGGCCCGGACGCGAAAGCCGUACUUAAGAACCUCAUUCUAUACCACAUUUUCCAGCCGCGGAUUAAUUUUAACUACUUCUUGAAGCUCAGAGGGCGGCGCGUGAAGACGCUGCUUAGAGACCAGACUCUGACCGUUGGAUUCGGGCGCUCCGGCUUUCCCGCAGCGCCGACAGUCGCGGGAGGGGAGUCUCUUUGGUUUGCUCCCUCUGACGGCGGAAAGCGGGUUGCGGAUAGCAGCAGCGCCAGGCCCGCUGGUGGCGGUAGCGCGGGUACCGUUGUGAUUGUAAAAGAUGUUGCUUAUAACGGGCUCGCGAUCUGCCAGGCUGUCAGCGUGGUGCUCGUUCCGCCGUUGGAUCUCCUUUCGCCUCCCAACGCAUCACCCUCCGCCACCACCACCACCACCACCGCGACAAAGUCUAAGAACGCGCCUCCGGUUUCCAAAACCAAGUCGCCCGCCAACGGCGGAAGUGGAGGGAAGAUUCGUCCGCCUCCAUUGAAGAAAAACGUCGUCGAAUCCGCCUCCGCGUUCGGCAGCAGAAUUGCAGCCGCGGCAGGUGCGGGGAAGCGCGGAAAUGCAGCGCCAGUGGCCGUGCCGAGUCCCGUUAUCCGACCGUCUUCCAUAACGUUAACCCCGCAGCAGCAGGUGCUCUACUGGCUGUCGCGCCACGGGCUGGGCCGCACCGCCGCGAAUCUCGCGCAGUCCGGCGUGCUGGAUCUCGCGACGGCGGAUAACCCGGUUACCGUUCUCGCGCCGACGCAGCUCGCGUAUCGCUUCCUCCCCUGGACGGUCCGGCAGCUGUUUUUCACCGCGAGGGGGGAACAGGUGUUACCGAGGCUGAUGAAAUAUCACGUUAUAACGGAGCGGCUUACAGUGAAGCAGUUGCGAUCCGCGGGAAAUAACAAGUAUCCGACCCUGUUGGAUGAACAUCCCGUGGAUACGAAAGUAGGCUCGACAUUUGUCCGUUUCUCCCCCGAGCCUCCGGACUACGCCGCCGCGACCAUCAUCCCCGGGUCGUCCUUCAGCAACGGCAUCGCGACCGUACACGUCAGCAGCUCCGUGCUCAUCCCUCCGUACGAUCUCCUCUCCAUUCCUGAUCCUCCUACCCCCGCGCCCGUCCCCCCGCCCCUCGGCCCUGCACCCGGCCCCGGCCCCGCCCCCGCAGCAGCGGGGACCCAGGCGCUAGACAUGGUGGGGGACUUGGAGGCGGAAGGGGGGGCGUUCUGGGCGGAGGCUAAACUCAGGGCUUCUGCGCCCACGCUCCCUCCCGCUCGCCCUCUGCCUACCCCGAUCUCCCCGCUUCCCCCGCCGCCGCCCCCGCCCACGGGCGGGUUCGUCCCGAAGCGCCAGCUGAUCUCGUUUGACGACUCGCGCGGGGAGCCGUAUAGCGCCGCGCCUCCCCCCAUGGCAGAGCCUUAUAGCACCGCGCCUCCCCACAUGGCCGUGGACUUGGCGCAGGAAGGGGAAGGGGAGGUGGAGGGGGAAGGGGAGGGGGAAGGGGAAGCGGACGAGGUGGAUGAGGUUCGGGAAGCGGCGCUAGAGACAGCAGCGGGUUCUGAGGGUCGGGAAGUGUACGGCGAACCUGGUUCCGAAUCAGGUGCUUCCUCAGAUGCGGCCUCAGGUGCUUCUUCAGGUGCUUCUUCAGGUGCCAGGCGUGUGCUUCCUGAGCUAUCACUCAGCGCCCGCCAGCAGACCAUAGACGAGCUAGCAAAGCGCGGCCUUACUGUACUCGCUAAGAACCUCGCCGCUACAAGGAUACUAGACUCCCUAUCCGGCCCCGCUACACUCCUCGCGCCCACCAACCUAGCCUUCUGGACCCUCCCUCUUCCCAUUAAAGCCCUCCUGAUGGGUCCCAAGGCGGACUUAGUUCUUAGAAACCUCGUGGCCUAUCACAUCCUGCCACGUGGCCGCGUGUCGUCGAAGCAGUUUGAGGCGGGGAUAGAGGCGGCGGGGAUCGAGGGGUAUGAGAUAUUUGACACGCUGCUGGAGGGGAGGAGUGUGAAGGCGGAGCACGUGGGGAAGGCCCUCGCCUUCUCGCCGCUGCCCAUGGUGCCCCUGCUGAGCCGAGUGGCUCGGGUUGUCGCGUCGGAUAUUAAUACCGUAGCUGAUGCUGCUGCUAACGAAGUUGCUAGUAGCAGGGAUGAUGCUGCUAGCGGGGAUGCUGGUAGCGGGGAUGCUGCUAGCGGGGAUGGAAUCACGAUACAUGUGAUCAACCGAGUGCUCAUUCCGCCGGUCAAAGUGCUGCUAGCGCCCUUCGAUUCCCCCUCCUCCUCCUCCUCCUCCUCCUCCGCCGCCUCCGCUUCCUCCUCCCCUGCAGGCGUAGCAACAGCAGCAGCAGUUAACCCUUUCAGUGCGGCAUAUGCUGCUUCGGCCCAAUCCAUGGUCUUACCAAUGGUCGUAACCUCUCCAAGCGACCCCCCUCCCCCACCUCCCUCGCCGCCCCCUCCUGCGGCCGACGACACGAUAAUGAGCCGCCUGCGCCUCUUCGGAUGCACCAAGACCGCCGACAUGAUCGUACGAUCCGGCUUCAUCGCGCUCCUCACCACCGCCACCUCCCCCAACGUCACCUUCUUUGCUCCCACCGACGACGCGCACACCCGCAUCCCUGCACCCGUGAAGCAGCUUAUCACAGACAACGGCGCUGCGGCCGAGACGCUUCUCCUGAGUUACCAGGGGGUUUUCGGGAUUCAGACCUACGCGGAGCUGACUAACAAGUCGACCGGGUCGCUCCCAACGCUGCUGACGGAUAUGUCUGUCACGCUGACCAAGACCCGCUGCCCGUACUUCAAGAGGUUUUACCGGGAGCCGGGGUCUGAGUAA